AUGUAUGUAUGUACUAAAAGCCGUAUUUAUCAUCAACAACAACAAACACCUUCCAGACAACCACAACAAAAUCAAAAUAAUGUCACGAAAGAAAUUAAUAAACCAAAAGGUCGAAUGUCAGCAUAUACAUUUUUUGUACAAACAUGUCGUGAUGAACAUCGAAAAAAACAUCCAAAUGAAAAUGUAAAUUUUACGGAAUUUUCUAAAAAAUGUGCUGAAAAAUGGAAGACGAUGAAUGAUGGUGAAAAGAAACGUUUCACUGAAUUAGCUGAAGUUGAUAAACAACGAUACGAACGAGAAAUGGCUGUAUAUAUGCCCGGUGAAAAAAGAAAAAAGAAGAAAAAAGAUCCAAAUGCUCCAAAACGUCCAUUAUCAGCAUUCUUUUGGUAUUGUAAAGAAGAACGACCAAAAUUAAAACACAUAAAUCCAAGUUUAUCUGUUGGAGAAAUAGCAAAAGAACUAGGAGAUAGAUGGAAUCAUACUCAACCAGAUGGAAAACAUCCAUAUGAAGAACAGGCUACAAGAGAUAAAGAACGUUAUGAAAAAGAAAUGGGUGAUUAUAAACAAGCCAAUAAAAAAACACGUCAAACACAUUCUCAUCAUUCACAACAACAGCAGUCUAAUCAACAUCAACAACAGCAACAACAACAACAACAACAACAACAGCAACAGCAACAAGUGCAACAACAACAACAAAUUCAUCAUCAUAAUCAAAAUUCGGCAAACUCAAAUCAAACGUCAAAUGAUAAUUCUCAACAACAGUAUACACAGCCGUACAGUAUGCAAACAUUUAAUCCGAUGCAAUCGUUUCAGCCUCAGGCAUUUGCCCCAAUGAACAAUUUUCAGGAUAAUGUUGGUGGUAUUACAUCGUUGUUUCCACAUUAUAAUGGUUAUCCGGUUCAGUUACAAAUGCCACAUAAUAAUUUACACGCUUUUAUUCAACAACAACAACAACAACAACAACAACAGAAUCAACAAAUGCAUUUACAACAGCAGAAUCAACAAUUACAGCAACAACAGCAGGCAUAUGCCAAUCAAAAUCAAAACAAUAAUCAAAAUAAUUCGGCAGUUAGUAGAAAUGAGGAUGAAGAUGAUGACGACGAUUUGGAUAGUGAGGAAGAUGACUAA
Molecule: messenger RNA, 1128 nt
Organism: Didymodactylos carnosus
Lineage: Eukaryota; Metazoa; Rotifera; Eurotatoria; Philodinida; Philodinidae
Source: the annotation of a GenBank genome assembly